Molecule: messenger RNA, 291 nt
Organism: Penicillium longicatenatum
Lineage: Eukaryota; Fungi; Ascomycota; Eurotiomycetes; Eurotiales; Aspergillaceae
Exons: 1
Coding region: 1-291 (96 amino acids)
Source: RefSeq, a predicted model, not a curated record
AUGCUUCUUCUAAAUGCCGCUGGAGGAGGCGACACGUUUGCUAUUGAGGCCAACCACAAGGUCUGUCACACUGGAAACCACUCCCCGUGGCACUACGCUGUGAUAUAUUUCAUUACCGAUGUGUACAUCACAUUUUGGAAGAGCGAUGCAUUCAAUGGCCACAAGGGUAGCUUUAACCCAGUCUGUGAUCACUAUGAUGAUCCUUCAGAAGUGUGUGUCUUCAACUUCAAGCCAAGGUCAUUGCGACACCCGGCAUAUCCGGGGCGGGUCAGUUGGCGCGAUAAGUAUUGA